GUUCUCACCAAAGACUAUAUUUCUCUCUGACUCCUUGGUCAAUUCCAGAGCUGGUGUUUAAAAGGACCCUUCCGCUUUUUCCUCGCUUUGUCAUCUCAUAUGACAGGUCAUGUGACAGUGAAAUACUAGAAGCUGUUGCCGCUGCUUGUUUCCUUACUCAGCUCUGAUUCUUCACAUUCGAGUCUCUCCCCGAGGAGCAGGUUAUCCAGAAUGCUGUUUUCAGUCAUAAUAAUAUGUCUACUGGCUUUUGCUUCUAGUAAACCAUGUGAUACUGAGGUAUCCAACAGUGACCUGCUCCUGUCACUCAAUAAGGAUCUGCUUCGCUCUCUGGAGGGGCAGGAAGGACUCCCCAAUCCCAGUGUGCACUUGGGAUUACGACUUUCUAAUUACCACAACCUUGCCAAGGAGAGUGAACACCUAAAUAGACUGAGGACUAACUUGCACAAUGACAUAGAAAAUUCUCUCUCUAACAGCCAGUCUGUGGUUGGCCUCUUGGCGCUGUACACUCUGGCUUUAAAGUCCUCCUGCUACGACCUAAACACAGUCACAUUUACCGUCAACAAGAGGAGUUCGACGCUGCUGACAUCGCUGAAGAAGCAGAUGGAACAAGAAAAAGAUUAUGUUGCCUUAAACCACCGGCCUUUGUCCAACUAUUACCAGUACUCUCUCGGUGUGCUUGCUCUUUGCGCAAGCAGCGUCAGGGUCAACAACCAUGUCACCAACAAACUCAUCAAGGCAGUGAAACAAGACUAUUUCAAGAGUGGACACUCUGAGUGUAUUGAUACCUAUGCCAUGGCUGGGAUGGCACUCCAGUGUGUGAAGGACAGUGGUUCUCAUGUUCAGAAUGUGGUUCAACUGCAUGAAGCUCUUGACAAGAUCAAGCAGAAGCUUUUGGCCUCUAGCGGGGCCGAUGGCCAUAUUGGCAAUAAGUUCAGCACAGGUCUUGCGGUUCAAGCCUUAUUGGCAAUGGGCACCCAGAUUGAAGAGUGUGCUGCCUCAAUGGAGGCCAUGAGGACCGACGCCAGAAGCAACACAUACCACAACCCCAUGGCUUUAUCUCAGAUCCUUCCAGCUCUCCAGCAGAAAUCCUACCUGACAGUUAUAAGCAAAGAGUGUCACAAUGAGGAUGACACUCUGGUGCUGACAAUAGAUCCUGUGGUGGUUUUACCAAGUGAGACCAAAGUGAAAGUGAUGGUGGAAGUGGUGAUGACAAGCGGGGCGACUGCUCUUUACUCUGUUGAUGUGCCAAAGGGCAGCUCUCUGUUGGAGGCCCUUGAACUUCUCAUGGAGAUAAACAUUGGCUUCACGUUUGAGGUGGAGUCCAGCCUGUGGGGAAGCUUCUUAAGUGUGGUGAAUGGAGAGCAGGCUAGACAAAGCGACCGCAGAUACUGGCAUCUCUCCUCUGAUGGCACUGCACUCAGUGAGGGUAUCCAAGAUUUCAAGAUUGAGGCGGCUCAAAAGAUCACCGUCAAGAACAUAAGCUACUGAGAGUCAGUCGCUGACAGUAAUUGAUGACAAUCAAAAGCAGUUCCGCCUUUUUGUGUCCUUUGUUGUUUCAACUGAUGAUUAUGCUUAGUCAAGUGAAUCUGUGAAUAAAGUGUCAUAGUGGUUUCACAGAA
Xiphias gladius (swordfish) is the source of this 1619-nucleotide messenger RNA. RefSeq names its product transcobalamin II (gene tcn2). The record is from RefSeq and is a predicted model, not a curated record. Lineage: Eukaryota; Metazoa; Chordata; Actinopteri; Istiophoriformes; Xiphiidae. Gene Ontology annotation, biological process: cobalamin transport. Bases 211 to 1488 code for a protein of 425 amino acids. Gene Ontology annotation, molecular function: cobalamin binding. The transcript has 10 exons.